Paramuricea clavata is the source of this 2297-nucleotide messenger RNA. The record is from the annotation of a GenBank genome assembly. Lineage: Eukaryota; Metazoa; Cnidaria; Anthozoa; Malacalcyonacea; Plexauridae.
AUGGCCACAAACUUUGACAUGAACAAUAUGACCGUUGAACAACUUAUGGCGCUUAGUGAGAUAAUUGAUGAUAGCGACUAUGAGGAAAGAUUCGAGGAUGAAGUUGAGAGAAUAUCUAGGGACAAAUUCUAUCGAGUUGCACCUAAGGAUAAAGGCAAAGAUCCCUCUGAAGGAAAAAGUCAAUUCAUAGAUGAAGGUGACCGUUCUACAGACUCUAGGAGGCCAAGGAGACGCCCAUUGAAUGAGAAGGGAGAGAGAAGUAUAAUGCCAACAUGGAAAUAUUCCGAGAGACAGAAGGCAAAGGCUUUACUAGUCGAGGAGGCAUAUCAGAGUCUACUUAACCGAGGAGUUGAAGGUCUACCACCAACAAUGGGAGGUAGAUGGAGAACGGACGAUCCCCAGGUAAAUACGGAGAUGAAAAGACUAGAGAACCUUAGGAACCCGAAGCGUCCAAGAGGUAGACCACCAAAGGCUAAGACCGACGGUGCUGUUAAGGUUCCUAGAGGCAGGCCAAUAAAGGUUAAGGUUGAUAGUGAAGCUAAAGCCCCCAAGAGACGUGGAAGACCACCAAAGGCUAAAGCUGAGACACCAGAAGCUAAGGUCCCUAAACGAAGAGGUAGACCACCAAAGGCUAAGGUAGCUGAAACACCUAAACCUAAGGUUAGAAGGCAAACUGUCGCGGAGAGGUUUAUAAGUCAAAACCGGAUAAAACUCUCAAUUCCCGCGAAUAGCGUGAUAACUCGGGUGGGACCGAAUAAGUUCACGGUGACUGUGGAUCUUAGUAAGAAACCAACACGAAAGCUCCUGAGGUACCGAAAGGUGUGACUCCAUGGAAACCUACUCGUAAACCAAGAACUGUAUUCCCUAGGGAAAGACCUGUUCCUAAACCUAGGACUAAAAAGCCUGUUCCUCCUUCAAAGUUAAGAAAGCCUGUGAAGGUGACUAGGGAAGUUGGGGAACAGCCAGUAGUGGUCUCACCAGAGAAACAUGAAAUUGAUCCAUUUGGAACAUACCUCGAGAAGCCAUCUUAUAGGAAAAUAGAAACAGCCGCAAAUGGAGCAGCUGUGACUUACUCAAUAACUCCAAAUUAUAUGGAUCCACUAAAUCAGAUGACCGCAAGUAGGCAGGUGGUGAGAGGAAUAUUAGUGAACGAGCUGAAGAGAAUGGGAGGUCUAAAAUAUACGGAAACCAUCAAGAUAAGAAUGUCAAAGGAAAUUGGAAAUAACAAAACAAAGAAGGAUUCAAUAUACUUCAAGUCAAGAACAGGAACUGCUACAAACUUUGAGGAUAUCGAAAGCACUGCAGCUCAAAACCAACUGACUAUCUUAUCCAGAAUUGAAACCUUCCAGAACUUAGGUUCGAAUUGGAUUAUACUAAACAUUGAAAGCCACUACGUUAAUAUUGCAAUGUAUAAACCUCUAAAGGGUAGUUCAUAUAUGAAAUUACCUGCAGACAUUAGCAAUCCAAAAUGUGGACUCAUAAAUAUGCAAAACAAUGACAAUAAAUGUUUUAUGUGGAGUCAUGUGAGACAUGUGAGACCGAAGGCUAGGAGAGCAACGACAAUUACAAAGCAAGAUGUUGAGUUCGCAAAGAACCUAGAUUACGAAGGUAUAGACUUCCCUGUAAAGAUAAGCGAUAUUGACAAAAUUGAGAGAAAGAAUUCAAUAAGCAUAUCAGUGUUCGGUUAUAAGGGCAAAAAGCAGUUCUACCCAAUCAGAAACUCCAAGACUAAAUAUGACGAACAUAUGGAGCUGCUGCUGCUAGGUGACAACGACGGUGGUAACCACUACGUUCUAAUAAAGGAUGUAAAUAGAAUGCUCUUCAGUGUUAGCGGAAACUCAAACAAGAAACACUUCUGUUUAUAUUGCCUCCAUAGUUGCGUUAGCGAAGAAUCAUUAAAGAAACAUAGUGAAACGUGUAUUAGUGUAAAUGGGACUCAGGCCACAAAGCUUCCAAAUGAAGGUUCAAAAAUAAAGUUCGGACAUUAUAGGAAUUCAAUGCCUGCACCCUUUGUGAUCUAUGCUGACUUUGAGUCUAUGCUGGUUCCUGAGGAAAGAAAAGUUGAAUCUAAAGACGCUGAGGAGAAGAGUACAACAGAACUUUACCAGACACAUAAAGCUUGUAGUUUCGGGUUGAAAACAGUGUGUCAUUAUGAUGAUAAGUACUCCGGUAAAUACACAAGCUAUGUUGGUGCAGACGCUACAGAGGUCUUCCUGAAGACAGUUCUGAAGAAAUCCAUCAGGUGCCGGGAAAUGGUAAAUAAAAUUUUCAAGAAAAAGAUGGUCAUUACACCAUGA